AUGUUUAACAGUCGGGGGUCUACUACCUCAGAUCCUCAAGUUAAAAGCACUACCUCUGAUGGUAGAUACCAUGAGAAAACCAUUGAGGACUCUUUAAAAGAGUUAGAGCGAUUUUUUGGGACCGAUACACGCUCUUUACAAAUCUCAAAAGAUUUAGUGUCGUUGGAUCUAGAUUACGCCUGUGGCGUACCACUGAGUUACGGAUUAUCGAACAGUCAAAUUUCGACUGCGGCAUCUUCAGGAGUCAGCUCUACAUUAAACAGUUCAUCGGCUACUACGAAUAGUCGCGAUCAUCAUACACCAUUUUUGUCACGACAGUUUCUGCAACUAAAAGUACCAGACAAAUCCCGAUUUUUCGUGAUCAAAUCAAACAGUGCGGAUCAUAUCCAGACUUCCAUCUUGAACGGCGUGUGGUCAUCUACAGAACUUGGAAAUAAGCGGCUUUCGCAAGCUUUUCGAAGCCUUGACGCAAGUGCUCAAAUAUUCCUGUUAUAUUCUGUGAACGGAUCUGGCUGUUUUUGUGGAUUGGCUGAAAUGGUGAGCGAUCUACGGAAUCCUAGCCAUGACUUUUGGACAGAUUCAAAGCGCUUCAAGCACAUAUUCUCGGUGAGAUGGAUACUUACGCAAGAGAUUCCCAACAACAAGGUGAAGCAUUUUUCGAAUCCGCUCAAUGAGAUGAAGUCAGUUAUUCAGUCCAGAGACACGCAAGAGAUUCCAUUGAACAUAGCGCGGUCUUUGCUACAAAUCUAUGAGGAUCACAUCAAUUCACGCUAA
Molecule: messenger RNA, 774 nt
Organism: Lachancea sp. 'fantastica'
Lineage: Eukaryota; Fungi; Ascomycota; Saccharomycetes; Saccharomycetales; Saccharomycetaceae
Source: the annotation of a GenBank genome assembly